CAACAUUGGAGGAAAGUGGAAGUUAGGUGUAGUGAGCGGGCGGGGCAAGAUGCCGCCCGUGCAGAGAUCAUCGAGGGCUAAUCUGCACGAUUAUAAGAAUAAGUUCAAAAUCUUAGGGCAGGCCAAGGAGACGCAGUACUGGCAGUUGCUGUCGAGCUUUCUGAGCUUCAAGCUCUCGAAAGCGGAGUUGGACAAGCAGGUGCUGUCCACAAUUGGCAAGGAGAAUGUCGUCCUGCACAACCAGUUUCUGCGAGCUAUAUUUUCCAAUGCUCUCUGCAACGAGCCCCCGCCUCCUCCCUCCUCAUUUGUGCACGACAUCUCCAAGCCCGUCAAGGGCAUUCGGAGGAAGCCUUUGGUGGCAUCCAUCUCCAAUGAAGAGCCCGGUCCCGGAUCGCCUGUACCGGCAAUUCGCACCAAUGGCGAUGGAGCCAUUCCUUCUUCGCCUAAGAAGGGACGGUCCGCUAUUCGCGACCGCAAGGCCAAGGAGAGGCCGAGUCCGCUGGGAUUUCACCACAGAGGUGAAGCUUCGACGUCUCAAGGAGGCAGCGCGGACGAGGAAACUCCGAGGAGCUUGGAAAAUGGAGGUCUUAAGACCCCUGACAUGUCCCGGCCAGUCCAGCAGUAUCCUUAUCCCGCCGAGCACUCGAAUUUAGAGCUCUCGAGUCCAGUUCCGCCAGCGGCCAAGCGACCUCGCCUUGGGUUUACAGGGUCCGGAGCUGUCUUGCCCGGAGAUGGCAAAUCUGGGUCAGGUCACGUCGGCAGGGAGAUGGAAGUGGACGAUGCGGAAGAUGAUUUGUAUGAGGAGGAAAGUGACGAGGAGGACAUUUUCGGUAUGCCCAAUGGGUUUAUCAAGCCUCCCAUGGGCUGCGUGGUCAGCUAUGGGGGACCUCGCGUGGAAAGAUUCAUCAACAAGUUCCCGCCACCCCCUGUCACUCAAACUUUGCUUGGGGAUAAGCUAGAGGAGGAAAUUCUGGACGGUGAUUAUUUACCGGACACUGAGAGGUUGCACAGAAGUAUGCAGCUAAUGGCUGCAGAGAAAGGAUUGGAGGAUGUAAAUCUCGAGACAGCUCGCUGUGUGAAUAAAGCUUUGGAUGUGUAUCUGAAGGCAAUAAUCCAACCGCUUAUAGAGCUUGUCAAGUCACGCCGGUCGAGAAACUUAGGAGAGAACAGGGAUAUGCCAAGUGGCCCAAAGGAGAAUGGUGGCAGUGUUGGGAAAGAAGCGAGAAAGGACAAUGCUGUUCUUGUGCACAAGCAGUUGAAUGGCCCCUGGUCAGAUCACAUCCCAUCAAGAGAGGGAACUGUAUCGUCAGGUGAAGGAUCAUGCGAUGAACCAGGCAAACACAGGGCCCUAAUUUCUUCCCUCGAUUUGAAAGUUGCCAUGGAUCUGAAUCCCAAGGUUUUGGGAGAAGAUUGGCCAACUCAUUUGGAGAAGAUCUCUUUCAGAUCCUUUGAUCCAUAGUAAACUUCUUUCGACCCGGCCGAGAUACUGAUCAAUCAGCUCAGACACCCUUGUGAAUUAUCAAGGCAGCAGAUCAAGGUUCAGAUAAUUUUGUGAAUUCUAUUAGCGGCCCUUUCCUAUUAUUUUCCUUUCUUUCCGUUCGAAAGCUGUCUACAUAGUUCACUCCAGCCAACUCCCAUCACAUCAUUUUUUGAUUCCUGUCCUCUAUCUGUUUGUAUCGGCCACACCCAUGCACUGUGACUCUGAUUACCCUACCAGUAAUAAUACUAAGUUAUAAUUAGUAGGAAGUCAGACUUUUGGUCACAGGCGAAGAUGAGGAUGAUGUCGCAGGGCUGAGUUGGAGAUGUACGUGUAUUGUAUAUAGAGUUUGAAGGUAAACAACAGGUGAAGUGCCAUGGUGGUCAAGCACGAGGGAUCAAGCCGUCUUAUUACUUGCCUACUGGCCACUUCGGGUUAAGCACGAGGACCAGAUGAUGCAGUUGAGAGGGCUGUCAGUUGCAACUGGGCUGCCACUUUGUUCCAGUAUAGGUUCGGAUUUUUGCUGAUUGAGGAGGUUUUUCUGUCAGACGGGCCACAAGAGUUGCACACUCAACAAGCUGUAGAGGAGGCCACAAAUGUAACGCAAGAUAAAUCAAACGACAGUUCACUGGGAUGUUGGUAGCGGAUUGGGCACUACUGAUGAAAAGCUCUCAGUGGAUCUGAGGAGUUGUAAUUUUCGCCGUGGUUUUUGUCUCUGGAACAAGUAACUAGUGACUUGCCAACCACAAGUUAGUGAUCAUCGUUGGAAGUCAGAGAAGGUUGCGAAGUGGGUCCUUGCUUGUUAAGGAGAUUGGUUUGCAAGCUCUUGAUCUCUGAAGGUGCACAUCACAAGGAAUCUUUCUCAGUCGGAUGGAUUGACUAUAUUUAAUUAGUGGUACUUCACCAUUCUGCAAUGUAUCAAAAGCCCCAAUGACGUUUCGAAUAGCAGAAGGGGAAGGAGGAUAACUGGAGAUUGUUGAAGAUUUUGCACAUUGUGAUCGACCUUGAAAAUAGCAGCCUCACAAUUGAUAUUAUACAUUGCCUCAAGUGUAUCAAUCUACUACAGAGACCAGGUUGGGUUUCAUGUGUUUAUCUCUUCGUGUCCGGGCGUAUUUGUUGAGAGUUUUCAAACUGUGUAUUGGAUUUUCUCUGUUUGGAAAACAACGGUUGGCUUCUCUGCGAAUUGUAUUAUAUUUAAUGUCUCGUCUUGUACAGGUAUGAGAAAGAGAUUAACCAUGGAUGAAAAGCUUGAUACUUGUACGAUGUGUUACUGCUCUCGAACACACUCUUGUUCUUGAAAGCCAAGACAAAUAGAUGUCCAUUACAGCAUCAUCGGAAAGUGGAAGUGGUGUAACGAAGUGCAUUUUUUAUAUGAUUGGUAUUAUACCUCUAGUGCUUUGCAAGCAGUAAGUGUACAGCAAUUUGUAGCUAUUCGCAGUUUAGUUUUUGCUCACACCAAUUGUAUAGCAUGUGCAUAUUUCAUGUCUUGAUUAUGUAUUUAUAAUCAGGAUCAUGUACAACCUGUGUGUUUCAUUGUUUCGUAUUAUCUUUUUUAGAAGCCUAAAGAUGAAGUAUAUUGGCUGCCAUCUUUGCUGGCCAGGUUCAUUCUGGUUCCUACGAA
Messenger RNA from Marchantia polymorpha subsp. ruderalis, 3098 nucleotides. NCBI's taxonomy places the organism in Eukaryota, Viridiplantae, Streptophyta, Marchantiopsida, Marchantiales, Marchantiaceae. The record is from the annotation of a GenBank genome assembly.